AUGGAAGUAAAGGAGGUGCCACACGUUGUGAGGAAUUAUGCAAGAACGUUGCCCUUUGUUCUGCUUUGCUCAUUGGGUACAUCUUACUUCGGGUUGGGAAAGCAUAUCGGACUAAAUGGCUAUCGGUGUCAUAAGCAUAACGUUGGAACUAUGUUAACGGAUCUAAGAUUUCCUAUACCGAGUGUUAACUGGUGA
This is a messenger RNA of Babesia bigemina, 195 nucleotides long. RefSeq lists its product as hypothetical. NCBI's taxonomy places the organism in Eukaryota, Apicomplexa, Aconoidasida, Piroplasmida, Babesiidae. Bases 1 to 195 code for a protein of 64 amino acids. The transcript has a single exon. The record is from RefSeq and is a predicted model, not a curated record.